Messenger RNA from Nematolebias whitei (Rio pearlfish), 1656 nucleotides. RefSeq names its product cysteine dioxygenase, type I (gene cdo1). The transcript is spliced from 5 exons. NCBI's taxonomy places the organism in Eukaryota, Metazoa, Chordata, Actinopteri, Cyprinodontiformes, Rivulidae. The record is from RefSeq and is a predicted model, not a curated record. Gene Ontology annotation, biological process: L-cysteine catabolic process. Gene Ontology annotation, molecular function: ferrous iron binding; cysteine dioxygenase activity. Bases 160 to 765 code for a protein of 201 amino acids.
UGGUACAGUCCUUCAGCUGCACGUCUCCAAAUUGCUUUGGCAGACUAUAAAAGCAAACGACAGACAGAGCUGAGGGGAAAAGAAGAAGAAGAAGAAGAAGAAGGUAAAAGCAAGCUGCAGUUUUAAUCUGAGACAAAGUUACAGCAGAGCAAGAGAGAGAUGGAGCAAACCGAGGUGGUGAAGCCUGAAACUCUGGAUGAGCUGAUCAAAAUCCUCCACAAAAUCUUUGAGAGUGACCACAUUAAUGUGGAGGAGGUGCAGAACAUCAUGGAAUCGUAUGAGAGCAAGCCUCACGAAUGGAGGAAAUAUGCUAAGUUUGACCAGUACAGGUACACAAGAAACUUGGUCGAUGAGGGCAACGGGAAGUUUAAUCUCAUGAUUCUCUGCUGGGGGGAAGGACACGGCAGUAGCAUCCAUGACCACACAAACUCCCACUGCUUCAUGAAGCUGCUGCAGGGGCAGCUGAAGGAGACGCUCUUCCGGUGGCCAGACAGCAAAUCACACGGAGAUAUGGUUCAGAAAUCGCAGAGGAUACUCCAGGAGAACAAGGUUGCUUACAUCAGCGACUCCAUUGGUCUGCAUCGUGUGGAAAAUGUCAGCCACACAGAAUGUGCGGUGAGCUUGCACCUGUACAGUCCUCCGUUCCAGACCUGCCAGACCUUUGACCAGCGAACGGGACACAAGAACACCGUCAAGAUGACCUUCUGGAGCAAAUACGGAGAAAGGACUCCAUUUGAGACCACAGUUUCACAAGAAAAUAACUAGAUGUCAUCGAGCAAAGCGUGCUACAACGGAGACACUUGAGUUUAAAAUGGCAUUUCAGUGACACCAACUCAAAAUGCAAAACGUGGACCUAAAACUACGCAACCCAUUUCAAAAUUAGGAGCGGGCUGGUUCAAAGGGACAGCCCACUAACGGUAAUUAGAACGGCUUUAUCGCUGCCCAGGGUGAACUUGGCAAAUACUGAUGAGCACAGGACGAAAGCAUGAAUAGGCUCGGACAUGGACUGAAUCUGCCUUUUGUUUGCUGGGCCUGAAGAGACCCUUUUCCAAAAACAACAUUCCUGUCUGUCUACGACCCGUGUAAACACACAUUCAUGGUCUAAAACUAGAGCUUUAGCAUUUUAAACAGAAGAAAUAUUGCUGUUUUGUUUUCUUUUAUGUACAAAAAAAAAAUGAAACCAGUUCUGUAAUCAACAGCUUUUGUUCUCAAUGAAACAGUUUUAGCUGUAUGUACUGUUGCCGCUCAAAAAUGUCUCAAAUGUCUGUUAAAAAUUGUAAAAGAAUGUGACAUUAUAUGUACAGUUUGCCUGCAAAGGUUUGUUGUGUUCGCAUUUUGGAAAAAAGAAAUGUAAAGCUUUAGAGUCGUGUUGUUUUUAAAAAGUGUGAUGCUUGUGUAAUUUAUUUGCAGGGUAUCCCGUUCACUAAGGGAGUUCUCUUAAUCAGCAAGCUUAAAUACCAAGAGAGUACUGUGGAGAGUCUUUUAUAUUAUUAGAUGUGUUUAGGUGAACGUUUCUCAGGAUUUUGGUAAAUUUUGAUUGCAGCUGUAUUUAUCCAGUCAAUAAUUUGUCAUAGUGUUGUCAAUUAAACACAUAACUUCUGUGUUGCUGCAGUAAAUUUGUGCAUAACUAUAGAACAAUAAACAUAAUUUCCUUUU